AUGGCCAAAAUAGUCACCAUCGCCGGGCGUCGCCUGCGAUUCCCAAGCAUUCCCAUGUUCCGGGUAUUCUACAGCUUAACGUACACUCUGAUCUACCUCAUCACCCUCGUAUUCCUGGCCAUAACCCCGAUAUCCAUGCUCUACGCCUCCAUCCAGCAAGGUGCCCUCCAAUAUACCACUAUGAUCGGCGGCGCAUACGUCCUCACCAUCAUCAUCGCCAUCUUCAUCUACAGCAGCCGCCUCUACACGAACCGCUCAGUGCUAUCCUCCGUAGGCAAAGCAUACGUCCCGAUCGAAGACGGCGAGGUCGGCAACAUGGUCCGGAAGAUGAUCGUGAAGCAAUUGCAAAGGAGCGCCGUUGUGGCAUGGGAGAGCCGGCCAAGAGACCUCUUCGGUGAGAUUCUUUUGGCGGCGCAAGAAGGCAUACUAGCCACUGAGAGGCAGAAUGUUGUUGACAAGAAUGCCUACGUAGUCGGAACGGAGAUUCGCGUGGACCCGCUGAAUCCUCCUUGGGGUGAUGUCCAGCAUCCUGGAUGGUCUUCGCCCAGUCAUCAGGAUAGUAACAAAACGCCUGGCGUGCAGUUUGAUAGUGUCAUUGCGGAGCUGCCGCAUUUGAUCGAGGCGAGAGCUGUCUCUCUGGCACCGUCAGAUCCUACUCUUACGCCUGUCGAAGGGGAGCCACAGCCAGCGGAUCCAACGGUUGUGGAGGUAUUAAAGAGGCCUGCGACGAUGGGUGUACGGGAAUAUCUCACCAAGCUGGCUUACCUCGGUCUGGUACAGUCGCCAGAGAUCGGGCAAAGGUUCCUCACGCAGUACGAGAGAGCACGUUUCUCCGGCAACCCAGUCCGGCCAAAGGAAUUCGACAACUUAAUGAGCGCAUUUGCAGAACUGUUGUCUGAAAUGACGGAGUUGGAUCAUGCGAUCAUCGACGAGAUCCGAGUACAAGUCAGCGAGAAGGAGGAAUUAGCCGAACAACGAGUCCCAACUCUAUCACUACCUUAUGAGGGUGCACCUCAACCGAGGACGCCAUCGCCACCUCCACACUCAGUACAGUCGAGCGCGCCAAGUCCAGUCACAGCAAGAGAAGCAUUGUCAUCUCGCAAUGCCACCCCAUACCUUCACCUUGAUACCGAUAGCGAGGAGAGCUUUAGUUCCGUCCUACGGCAUACUCCCGAGCCAGCCGCGCAGAGCUCACCGCUGAGCUAUCUCAUGUAUGAACAGCAAGCUCCGAGCUCAUCGACCUUGCCUAGCGAUUCUGGGAGCGUGCUCAGACAUGACGUGGACGAUACUGGCUGA
Zasmidium cellare ATCC 36951 is the source of this 1296-nucleotide messenger RNA. RefSeq lists its product as uncharacterized. Lineage: Eukaryota; Fungi; Ascomycota; Dothideomycetes; Mycosphaerellales; Mycosphaerellaceae. The record is from RefSeq and is a predicted model, not a curated record. The transcript has a single exon. The coding region runs from base 1 to 1296 and encodes 431 amino acids.